AAAGCCGUUUGCUCUUUAUUGAUGGGUGUCGUAUUUCUGUAAUUAAUUUCCAAAUUAAUCAACUUCAUUCAUAUUUCGACAUCCUUCCCGUCAAUUGAAAAUGGUUUAGCCAGGGCCGUGUCAAAAUAAGCUCAAGUAUCUGACUGUAUUUAGUGUAAACAAAUCCAAAAUGUCCGUUCCAAGCACUGGUUUGAGCAAGUUGAAAAAGAAACACAUUCGGGUGAAACAUCAAAAAGUCAAAUUGUUUCGUGCUAAUGAGCCCCUUCUGUCUGUGUUUAUGUGGGGUGUUAACCACACGAUAAAUGAACUGAGCCAUGUGUCCAUACCAGUUAUGCUGCUGCCGGAUGACUUCAGAGCUUACUCCAAGCUCAAAGUCGACAACCAUUUGUUUAACAAGGAAAACAUGCCAUCUCACUUCAAAGUGAAGGAAUACUGCCCGCUGGUGUUCAGGAACCUUCGGGAAAGGUUCGGUAUCGAUGACUUAGACUACAAAGAAUCCCUCACGAGGUUUAGAAAACCAGAUUCGUACCUCCGCCCGCGGCAAAGGAAGGUUAUAAACAAGCUUCGAAGAUCCGCCACCGCCCCCACAGCUGUCGGCGAUUGUGAGCAGAAUCUAUUCCACGACGCCACAGCUUUCAUGAAACGGGGCCUGACGAUUAAACGACUGAGGUCACAGCCCAUUCCGGAUGACUCGUCCGGAAAAUCCGGCGCCAAGUUCUAUCAGAGCUACGACCGGCUGUUUAUCCUCAAAACUCUCACUUCGGAGGAGGUGGAAAGGAUGCAUUCCUUUCUUAAACACUACCAUCCGUACAUAGUAGAGCGACAUGGCAAAACGCUUCUCCCUCAGUACCUCGGCAUGUACCGGCUCACAGUCGACGGUAUAGAGCACUACCUCGUCGCUACCAGGAAUGUGUUCUCCAACCAUCUCAACAUACACAGAAAAUACGAUCUCAAAGGCUCAACGGUGGACCGUGAGGCGUCCGAAAAGGAGUUGGAAAAGGAACUGCCCACUCUCAAAGACAACGAUUUUAUCAAACAGGGCGUCCGUAUUGACAUAGGGGAUGCGGCGAAGGAAAAACUACUCGAAACUCUUACAGCUGAUGUUGAGUUCCUAACAAAGCUCCACCUGAUGGACUACUCGCUGCUGCUCGGCAUGCACGAGUGCGGCCGCGGCGAGGCGGAGGCCGAGGCGCAGCAGCCCGACGACUCCGAGACAGAGUCCGAGACAGACUCUGAUACGGACAACAGGCACGGCGACAGAUGGGGCUUCACGACGCCCCCGGAUAGUCCGCGCGGCGCCGGGCCGGGCGGAGUGGGGCGGCGCGCGUUGUAUGCGGGCAUCAUACCGGAGAUUGACAUCUACGCUAUACCUAGUCAGGAAGGUGCACCUAAAAAGGAAAUAUACUUCGUUGCACUCAUCGAUGUAUUGACGCAUUACGGAGUUAAGAAACAGGCGGCAAAAGCAGCGAAGACGGUGAAAUACGGCAGUAACGUCGACGGCAUAUCCACGUGCGACCCCGAACAGUACGGCAAGCGGUUCAUCGAGUUUGUCGCGAAGGCCAUCGAGGGCAACUGAACGCUGGUUCAACACUGCUUUCCUAACCUCCUGUCAUGUGUGGCUCUAUCACAGGUCCUUUUGGUUUAACUUUGAGGUCAUUUCCUUCUGAGAAUCCAGCAGUUCUGAUGAUCUGGCAGGCAAGCAUGCAAACACUAUUUGUAAGUGCGAUAGGGAUGACCUGAUGUUUUAUCUUUUAUCGCGCGACCAUGCUUGCCUGCCUGGGGCCCGUUUCUC
Messenger RNA from Leguminivora glycinivorella, 1792 nucleotides. It is a transcript of the gene PIP4K, whose product is annotated as phosphatidylinositol 5-phosphate 4-kinase type-2 alpha. The coding region runs from base 170 to 1576 and encodes 468 amino acids. The record is from RefSeq and is a predicted model, not a curated record. Gene Ontology annotation, biological process: phosphatidylinositol metabolic process. Gene Ontology annotation, molecular function: phosphatidylinositol kinase activity. The transcript is spliced from 11 exons. Lineage: Eukaryota; Metazoa; Arthropoda; Insecta; Lepidoptera; Tortricidae.